This is a messenger RNA of Myotis davidii, 504 nucleotides long. Its product is annotated as acidic leucine-rich nuclear phosphoprotein 32 family member C-like. Bases 1 to 495 code for a protein of 164 amino acids. The record is from RefSeq and is a predicted model, not a curated record. The transcript has 2 exons. Lineage: Eukaryota; Metazoa; Chordata; Mammalia; Chiroptera; Vespertilionidae. Gene Ontology annotation, molecular function: histone binding. Gene Ontology annotation, cellular component: nucleus. Gene Ontology annotation, biological process: positive regulation of transcription by RNA polymerase II; negative regulation of apoptotic process.
AUGCUUUAUGGGGUGAAAUCAUUGCAGGUAGUAGUGGAGAAUGAUGAGCUAAGGAGACGCUUACUGGAGGGCAACAGUCCAUUCCAGACAAGCUGCUUCGCCAGACUCCUCCAACUCUCACUUGAAAAAAAAAAAUCCGCUGCAUGGGAUCACCGGCGUGUCCCAUCAUGUCAGACACGGCCGGCCGGACACCAGCUCCGAGAUCACCACCAAGGCCUUAAGGGAGAAGGAAGUUGUGGAGGAGGCAGAGAAUGGAAGCAAUGCACCCGCGAAGAGAACGCUAAUGAGGAAAAUGGGGAGCAGGAGGCUGACAAUGAGGUAGAUGAAGAAGAGGAAAAAGGAGGGGAGGAGGAGGAGGAAGAGGAAGGUGAUGGUGAGGAAGGGGAUGGAGAUGAAGAUGAGGAGGCUGAGGCAGCUAUGGGCAAACGGGCAGCUGAGAAGGAUGAGGGUGACGAUGUUGUCACCAAGAAGCAGAAGACCGAUGAGGAUGACUAGACAGCAAAA